This is a messenger RNA of Drosophila obscura, 1897 nucleotides long. RefSeq names its product steroid hormone receptor ERR2 (gene ERR). Gene Ontology annotation, molecular function: sequence-specific DNA binding; DNA-binding transcription factor activity; nuclear steroid receptor activity. Gene Ontology annotation, cellular component: nucleus. Gene Ontology annotation, biological process: regulation of DNA-templated transcription. The record is from RefSeq and is a predicted model, not a curated record. The transcript has 3 exons. The coding region runs from base 224 to 1696 and encodes 490 amino acids. NCBI's taxonomy places the organism in Eukaryota, Metazoa, Arthropoda, Insecta, Diptera, Drosophilidae.
AAUCAUUUCAAAUCGGCCGAACAUGCAGACGGACAGAUACCAAAAGCAAUAACAAAGUGAUCGAACCAAAAUAAAUACACACGCACAUACAUACAUACAAACAUAAAUAUGUAUUGCUGUUGAUUUUCGUUUAUUAGCCAUAUUCGUGUCUACUUCAAAACUUUACUUUAGCUGAUUACACAAAAGAGAUCCUCGACAAAUUCUUUAUCUCCCAUUCUCGAAUAUGUCCGACGGCGUGAGCAUCUUACACAUCAAGCAGGAGGUAGACACAUCCUCGGCCGGAGCAGCCUGCUACAGUCCCACCUCCAAGGCAGCGACGGCGCAAAGCAACUCCUGCAACAGCAAUAACGGAAUGAAGUCCUCCCCGUCCGUGUCGCCUGAGCGGCAGCUGUGCAGCUCAACGACAUCCCUGUCCUGCGAUCUCCACAACGUUUCGCUGAGUAACGACGGCGACAGCAUCAAGGGCGGCGGAGCGGGCAGUGGCAGCGGCGGCGGAGGCAGUGGUGGAGGCUCGACCCUCAAUGCCAGUGCAAAUGCUGGCUCCGUUCGAGAUGAGCUGCGUCGCCUGUGCCUGGUGUGCGGGGAUGUGGCGUCUGGGUUCCACUAUGGCGUCGCCAGCUGCGAGGCCUGCAAGGCCUUCUUCAAGCGCACCAUCCAGGGUAACAUCGAGUACACGUGUCCAGCGAACAACGAGUGCGAGAUAAACAAGCGGCGACGGAAGGCUUGUCAGGCCUGUCGCUUCCAGAAGUGCCUUCUCAUGGGCAUGCUCAAGGAGGGCGUGCGCUUGGAUCGGGUGCGCGGAGGGCGGCAAAAGUAUCGACGGAAUCCCGUCUCGAACUCGUACCAGACCAUGCAGCUGCUCUACCAGUCCAACACCACGUCGCUGUGUGACGUGAAGAUACUUGAAGUGCUCAACUCGUACGAGCCGGAUGCCCUGAGCGUGCAGACGCCAUCACAGCAGCCGCACACGACCAGUGGCGGCAAUGAUGAGGCCUCCUCCUCGUCAGGCAGCAUUAAGCUGGAGAGCAGCGCGGGCGGCAGCAGCGUGGGCGUCACGUCCAAUGGAACAUGCAUUUUCCAGAACAACAACAACGAUCCCAAUGAGAUACUCAGCGUGCUGAGCGACAUUUACGACAAGGAGCUGGUCAGCGUGAUUGGCUGGGCCAAGCAGAUUCCUGGCUUCAUAGAGCUCCCCCUCAACGAUCAGAUGAAGCUGCUGCAGGUGUCGUGGGCGGAGAUUCUAACACUGCAACUGACUUUCCGUUCGCUGCCCUUCAAUGGGAAACUCUGCUUCGCCACCGACGUCUGGAUGGACGAGCUGCUGGCGAAAGAGUGCGGCUAUACGGAGUUCUACUAUCACUGUGUUCAGAUUGCCCAGCGCAUGGAGCGAAUAUCGCCCCGUCGGGAGGAGUACUAUCUGCUGAAGGCUCUGCUCCUGUCCAACUGUGACAUUCUGCUCGACGAUCAGAGUUCCCUGCGCGCAUUUCGCGACACCAUACUCAAUUCGCUGAACGAUGUCGUCUACCUGCUGCGCCACUCCUCCGCUGUCUCCCAUCAGCAGCAGCUGCUGCUUAUCCUGCCCUCGCUGCGGCAAGCGGACGAUAUCCUGCGACGCUUUUGGCGCGGCGUUGCACGCGAUGAGGUAAUUACGAUGAAAAAGCUGUUUUUGGAAAUGCUCGAACCGCUGGCCAGGUGAAAGAAACAGACAGAAACAUGGCAGAAGUCUAGUGGAUCUAGUUAAGAUAAUUCUGGGUGCAAAUAUAGUCGUAAGAUGGGACGUACCGUACUCCUCGUAUACUAGUGUGCCUAGUCUAGUGUGUGUUUAAGCCCUAGAGUAAGCAUUGUAAUUGUACAUACAAUAAUAGUUAGUAAAUUACUUGUCCGGGUAUGAUUAGAU